This is a messenger RNA of Eleginops maclovinus (Patagonian blennie), 3920 nucleotides long. RefSeq lists its product as uncharacterized. Gene Ontology annotation, molecular function: protein dimerization activity. The record is from RefSeq and is a predicted model, not a curated record. Bases 1094 to 3571 code for a protein of 825 amino acids. The transcript has 2 exons. Lineage: Eukaryota; Metazoa; Chordata; Actinopteri; Perciformes; Eleginopidae.
AAUAGAGUUUAUUAAAACAUAAUUCAAUUGGCAGCUUGCACAUUGACUACUGGUUGUUUUUCAUAUUUUAUCUCAGCAUUCUUCACACACACCUAUGAUAGGUACAACGAGUUGGCAGUUGGUAGCUAGAGAACUCGUGUUAAUAACUGGUAGGCUAAUAUAUUAUUUCAUGCGAAGAUGCACAGGCACCCUGAGGAUUUUUACCUUUACCCAUUAAAAUACAAUGAGUUAAAUCGGGGAAACUAUAACAUCAGCUCGAUAACUAGCUAUCAUUACAUGCGAAUUGAACGCUUCCAUUUAAAUCGUUUAGGUUAUUUAAGUCUCUUGAGCUAGCUAGCAUAGCAACUAGAUAACUAUAGCAACCAAAAAACACAACUUUAGCUGCACAGUUUAAUUUCUCAAACUCAGCUCACCAAUACAUAAAAAAAAAAGAUCGUUGGGUUCAAAGUGAUCACAACGACGUUGUAUGAUGUUAAAUGGAUGACAGACAUUAAACAAUCCCCUCGGAAACACUCGGAUAUCAAUGUAAUCUUGGCUAAUAAUUAAACGUACUGGUGGCUUUCCAUUCGUCUGCAUUUGCAUUGUUGUAUUUUGUGGCAGAUUCAUCGGGGUAAAUCAUUAUGGUUACAUACUGUUACAUAUAUAUAUCGGGGUAAAAUCCAUCAAGCAUCUUUGUAACACAGCAGGGAGGCAUUAUACAGGAGGGAAUAUUUCCUCACUUGCAUCUUUGUUACAGAGCAGGGAGGCAUUAUACAGGAGGUGCUAAUUUCUCACUAGCUCCGCUUUGUGAGGGAUUGCUCAAUCUGACGUGAGGCGCCGCUCUUUGCCUUACCCCGCUUGUCUCCUCUGCUCAGGUCACGAGCAAAUUCAGCUAUUUUGGUUAUAAAAUUAUUUAAGAUCAUUGGAAUCAUACAAAAAUUACAUUUAUAGCACAGAUAAGUAGAACAUAUUAAUAUCUGGGUUUUUUUCAUUAUAUAAUUUAACAUAUGUGUUGUGUUUUUAUUAUCUUAAUUUCUAAUGGACCAAUGAUAAUUCGUGAAUACACUAUGCCCGCGAAAUCGCGGAGCGAGCUGUCAGUUGAAGUCUAUCAAAAAUGGAUGGUGAACGUACUUGUCCUCCGCUGAAAAAGCGGCGAAUUUCUGAACAGCGCUUCAAGCUAGAAUAUAACGCAGAAUGGCCGACCAUCACCCGGUCGAAGCUGGACGACUUCCACGCUUACUGUAUGUUGUGUAAGACAGAUUUUAGCGUGAGGCAUGGGGGCCGACACGACGUUGAAAAGCACAUCAGGACUGCUAAACACACGUCAUACAAGGCGGCAGUGGAAGCUACAAGGCCCAUCGCGGGCUUCUUUACGGUUGACAGUGACACCAGUGUCAUAAAUGCCGAAGUGCUCGCCGUGGACUUUCUGGUGGAACACAACAUCCCGAUCGCGGUGGCCGACCACAUCGGGCCACUGGUGAAAAAGAUGUUUCCGGACUCGAAAAUCGCUGGAAAGUAUGGGUCUGGUCGCACAAAGAGCAGCGCCAUUGUUGGAGCUCUUGCCAAGGAGGAUGCGUCUGUGAUCACGGAGGCAAUGAGGACAGCUCCAUACUCCCUAGCCACGGAUGGGAGCACUGACUAUGGAGACUGUAAGCUGUAUCCUCUUGUUGUGAAGUACUUUGAUCGAGGACUUGGGCGUGUUCUGACAGUACUCCUAUCUUUGCCAGAGUGUCAUGAGGCAUCUACUGGGCAGAACAUAUUCAAACUCAUUGACAAUGAACUUGAGAAACGUAGCAUAUCCUGGGACAACUGCAUGAGUUUUGGGGCAGAUAAUGCCAUGGUGAUGCAGGGACUCAAAGCUGGCACGGCAGGCUACAUCAACAAAAAAAACAGUGCAGUAUAUGUGCUGGGAUGCCCGUGCCAUCUAAUUCAUCUAGCUGCAGAAAAAGCUGCUGCUCAGCUUCCAGUGUCCAUUGAAGAGCUGCUGGUGGACAUAUACUUCUACCUAGACAAAUCCAGCAAGAGGAAACAGGGACUGAAGAAAUUUCAGGAUCUGUGUGGAGUGGAAAUGAGAAAGAUUGUUAAACAUGUAAGUACGAGGUGGCUCUCUUUAGAUAAAUGCAUCGCCAGGUUGUUGCAGCAGUGGCCUGCAUUGCUGCAAUACUUUGAGUCAGAACAGUCUGGGCACAGCAGCAAGGACAAGACCACGCAGAGCAGCAGCAAGGACAAGACCACGCAGAGCAGCAGCAAGGACAAGACCACGCAGAGCAGCAGCAAGGACAAGUCCACCCACAGUGUUAGCAAGGACACAUCAACCCACAGUAGCGGCAGCAAGGACAAUUCUCAGUUUGAUUUGGCAGGCUAUCUCUUUCGCCAACAAAACCUAGCCAAAUUCUGUCAGGGAAAGAAAACACCAGCAGCUGCAACCACACAGCCCAAGACUGCAACGGCAAAGCCCAACACAUCUAGCGCUGCACCCACUCGGCCCAAGACAUCUAGCACUGCACCCACUCAGCCCAAGACAUCUAGCGCUGCACACACUCAGCCCAAGACAUCUAGCACUGCACCCACUCAGCCCAAAACAUCUAGCACUGCACCCACUCAGCCCAAGACAUCUAGCACUGCACCCACUCAGCCCAAUACAUCUAGCACUGGAGCCACUCAGCCCAAGACAGGGGCACAACAGAGAGUGCAGAGGGCAUGUCAACAUCUGCAGGACCCAACAUUCCAUCUUUACUGCUACUUUCUAAGUGCGGUCCUGCCGAUAUUUGAUGAGGCCAACACUCUGCUGCAGCUAGACAAACCCUGCAUACAAAUACUACACAGGACUUUGACCACACAGCUGAAGAAUCUCUUGAACCGAUUUGUGAAGCCUCAGGUGAUCAAUGCAGCUGCUAAGGUUCACCAGGUACCAUUCAGGGAACCAAGCAACCAGAAGAGCAAUGAGACCUUGUUCAUUGGGCAAAACACCAGAGACUUCAUAAGAGAUCACCCUGAGCUUGAGGAGCUGCAGCUUGCCCAGGUCUUCAGCGCUGUGCGGGCAUUCUACAUGAAGGCUGUUGAGUACAUGGUGAAGAAGUUUCCCUAUGAUGACCCAGUGAUAAGGAAUGCUUCUGUGGCUGACAUGUCUGCACGGGACAGCGCAGACUUCAAUUCUGUGAGGUACUUCACAGGCAGAUUCCCCUGCUUGAAGAUGAGUGCUGAGGAGAUGGACAAGCUUGAGGGUCAAUUCAUGACCUACCAAACCGAUGCUCUGCCAGAAAGCAUCACCAGCUGUGACAGACCAGACACACAGUGGCACCUGAUGAGUCAGCUGAAGGAUGGAAAUGGCCAUCUCAAGUACCCUUUACUCUGCAAGGUAAUGCUGGCUAUCCUCUGCAUCUUCCAUUCCAAUGCAGACUGCGAACGCAUCUUCAGUCUUGUCACAAAAAACAGAACGGAGUUCAGACCUAGUAUGGGAAUGGAGACCCUGAGUAACCUCAUUACCCACAAACAAUUCAUGGUGGCAAAGGGGUCUGUCUGCUACAAGCAGGCGUACUCCAAGACAACUCUUGCCAAGGCCAAGUCAGCAACCUAUGACCAUCUAAAGUGAGAGGUUGAUGAGAUGGUCAUGUCACAGCCAAAGGUUCCCUUGAGUUGAACUCUGUUCUAAAAAAAGGCUGUGUAAAGGUUUUUCAUGUGUUAUUGUUCAGUAUUGUUUCAUGAUGAAUUCUGUUCGGUUAAUAAAAAUAUUUUUGUUGUGUAUGUUGGUGUUUAAUUGUGUGCAACAGUACAGGGAAAAGGAGAAAUUAUACACGAAAAACAUGUCCUAAUAUGACCUAGAUUGCAUCUCAGAGCAUGUAAAGUCUCUGGCUUCUGAUAAGAUAAGAUAACUUUUAUUAAUCCUGUAAGGGAAUUGCACAUGUUAUAGCAGCAGGGUGAUAGGAAAAGGAAUAGGGAAC